This is a messenger RNA of Leptomonas pyrrhocoris, 773 nucleotides long. Its product is annotated as putative endochitinase. The coding region runs from base 216 to 773 and encodes 185 amino acids. Lineage: Eukaryota; Euglenozoa; Kinetoplastea; Trypanosomatida; Trypanosomatidae. The record is from RefSeq and is a predicted model, not a curated record. The transcript has a single exon.
GUACACGGACUUUGUGUUGCGCUGAGCGACGAAAACUGCUCUUCUGAUCUACAUCUCUGCACACGUACGCAGCGCCGCUUCUUUUAAGGUGGGGUGACACCGCGUUAAGGUUGUCCUGCUGUCCGUCAACGAGGACAGCGAAAGCAAGUUUCCUUUGUUUUGUGUGUGUUUAGAUCGGACUGUUGGCUUAACUCGUAAAGGGAAAUCAUCCAUUCAUGACGCCACUUGAUGGCGGGGGUCGUGGUGCCUGCCGCGGUCGCCGUAGCGCGCUAUUGGCGGGCUUUGUUGUAACCAUGGUUUUGUGUGCAUUUCCUACCGUGGCGGUGGAGGACCCUUCCCCGAACAGCAUCAUCUGCACCUGCCGCUGCUGCUACCAGGGCGGCUGCAGUGCCAUCACAAACGUGUCCUGGUCCGUUGAAAGAUGCAGCGGGUGCACAACGAAGGACUGCAACGACUACAUCUCAAGUCAGGCGGUGCGGGCGGAGACGGCGCGUCUCUUCGAAGGCAUUCAAGGCGAAAAGCCACUGACGAGUGGGGCGGUGGUGGUCGAGGAGUGUGCGGUCAUCGCAGUGCUGGAGGCCGCAACGUGCACGACGAAGAGCUGCAAGCGCACCUCCACCAUCAAGGCGGAAUGCUACGACCGCAACGCGCCGCUCACCAAAUACUCUGUCAUCUUCUUUGUCCUGUUCACGAUCUUCGCGGUGGUCUUCGGCAUCAUCAAGAAUUACAUUCCCGCUUUCCAGUCUCUCAAUGAGAAGUACUUCAACUACUAA